ACAGGCUUGAACCCCCCACCUUCAGGGUAGCUCUUUGAUGACACGUUCAACGACUUCCAGAUACGUCAGCUCACCCAGCAUCUGACAGGGGACAAUCCUGGAGACAACGGUCUGUUCACCCACCACCAUAAAGAGAGCUUUCUUUGCGACGCGAUGACAAUCUUGUAACUACUCCAGCCGGACUCAAACCCGUUACAAAUAUGUUUAAAAUUGCGAGGGAAUCCCGUUGAAGAAAAAUCUUAGUCGAUCAUUAAGUUAUCAGGAAGAGGAGACACCGUGUAUAAGAUUUUCACAUUGGUGUGAUCGUUUCGACUAGGUCGUACUGUUGAUCUCCAGACUGAGGGGUAUGUGGAUCUCCUGUUGAUCUCGAGACUGGGGCGUACUGUUGAUCUCGAGGCGGGCUGCUCCGCUCUGUAUCAGGACACAGCGGCGCGCAUCUCCACUCCCAAGACAAUCGUAAACAACCGACGGUGUGGUUGCAACUAUCGGGUGAAAUCUACUCCACCAAAGCUCAUUGCCGGCGGCUGGAUGCACAGGCCCGCGUCGGCUGACGAUGUAUUUUUGUCCGUGCGCGUGCAAUGACCCGAUUGACCCAGAGACGGAAGAGAACACGUUCGUGACCUUGCCAAGGAAUCUGUCUUACGUGCAGGAAAGUUACCUUGACCGCUACAGCGUGAGUGCCCGCUACGUCUACAACCCAAAGAUAGACCGGCUCAAUCAGCACGAACAGAGCCAGGAGAGCAGGUUUGACGUGGAGGAGGAGACCAUCGGCCUGCUGUCUGUCAUCAGGGCCCAGGACUUUUCCGCCAACUGCAGUGGCAGUAACUGCAUCGACGUCUUCAACCCCAGCCACUCGCCCGACGGUACACCCGAUCGCACGCGGCCAGAGUCGCCCACCUUUCACGGUGCGUUUUCUAUUUACGCCUCCGGAUUAACUAAAGCGACGGGUGCAAGCCCGUCAGUGUGCGCCGCAUCUUCGCCUUUGUUGUCACCUUCCUCAUUGCUUGCCCCUGCGUCCAGGGUCGCGUCCAAAUUGACCACCUUGCUUCGGUCUCCGCCCAAUGAAUCUAUGAGCGCCGUCAGGGAGUCGGGAAGCAGUGUGGAUGGUGACGGGGUCUCCCAGCUGAGCGAGGCUCUCUCUCGUGUCGAGCUGCAGUGUCCGGACAGUCUCGGCCAAGACAUGGACCGAGGAUUUGCGGUCAACGAGAAGCACAAGAAGGAAGAGUACAGCAGUUUCUGUGAUAGCCCUGACCUUGACAACAUGGGGCCGCCGGACAGUGACGCCAACGACCAGGACAGUAGCCACCGUGACCAGCAUCACGUGGGCCCGGCAGGUAUGACCACCGCGCCGGAUGCCCAGAGGCCCUACGGGUAUGGCACCAAAACAGUUUUCCCCAAACGCCAUUCCGACGAUGACGUCACCAUCGGUUCACCGCAGCCGGGGACCUCGACCAGGGAUGACGUCAUCGACGCAUCUGUCCCCUACGGCUCCCCCGACUCAGACGGCUUCAGUGAGGAGGGCGUGUUCGUCAACAUGGACGACCUGGACACCGCCGACAAAUCCACAACGCUCAGUGAGGUCAGCGACGACACGUGCGUGUCGGUCGAUUCCAUGUUCUUGAGCCCGGAGGAGGGGGACCUAGAAGAGGAGACUAAGCAGGAGCCAGCGCGCAAAAUGACGCUGCAGGAAGCCAUCAACCGAGCGGCCUCUGACCUCCACAAGAUCGCCCAGGACCUGUACGGCGAGGACAAUGCCGCCAGCAGUGCGUCCUCCAGGAGUCUGGACAGCAAGGACUCGGAUGACGAGGACCUGGUCAAGUUCUCCAAGCUCAGUCGAGCGGGGCGGGCGUCUCCUAUCAGGAUAGGAUGCAGUUUAAAACUGCAGAUAACCGACUCACAGGGAGAAGACGUACCGCAAGUGACGUCAGCGACGGAUCUUAGCGAGAGUCCGCUGUAUUCAGAGAGUGAGUUCAACUUCAACAGGAUCAACUUACGGAAAUCUUCAUCGCUUAAAACCAACAAAACUCCUCCGGGGACGCCUCACAGAAAAAAGGUGGUGCGCUUUGCAGACGCCAUGGGUCUCGAUCUCGAGUCCGUGCGUCAUGUUCUUAACAUGGAGUCGCCUCCCAAAAUUCCCGCUUCCGCCAUGGCCGAUUUAAAAGACGGCCUCGGGGAGGAGCGGAAGGAGAUCGGCUCCAAGUACCUGUGUGCGUGUUUCAACCAGCCAGGGGCCGCGGACAAUUUCUUCCAAAAGGUUAUCUCGCAGAAGGUUUGCCUGGAGAAUGCCAUCAUCACGGAUCUGACCAUCACCGGCUUCGUCCGGGUCUCCAACAUCUCGUUCCAGAAGAGCGUCCGCGUGCGGUACACGCACAACGCGUGGGCGACCUUCCACGACAUAGCGGCCAGUUAUGUACAAAACUCUUGUGACGGGCCCACCGACAGGUUUUCGUUCAGCAUAGUGGCGCCGCCUUUCUUUGGCCUGGGCUCGCGUUUGGAGUUUGCAGUGUCGUACAACGCCGGCGGCACCGAGUACUGGGACAGCAACGAUGGCAACAACUACGUUUUUGAAUGUUUUGCCAAGACGUUCCCGACAGAUAACGAGACCGCAUGGCUGCACUUCCUGUAGAGCUUCUGAUUACAAGGACGGCGACCACAGCAACUACCAAGCACAGUAACAAGUCACAAUAGAAUCAUAUCUAGUCUCAGUAUUUCAACUUGCUUGAGAUUAUUUGCGGAGGAAAUACAUUUCAAAUAAGGGUGAGAGCCGUCAUUGCAGUGCAUCUCUGUUUUGAUACGUGCAACAGUGAUGUGUUGAACAGUGAUGGUGUGAUGGACUGCAGUGUUGUGUUGAACUCCAGUGGCCUGUUGCACUUCAGUGGUGUUGAAUUGCAGUGGUGUGUUGGACAGAACUGUUGUGUUAGGCAACAAUGGUGUGUUGAACUGCAAUGGUUUGGUAGGCAGAGCACUCAAAAGCUAGAUGUGCAGAUUUCAAGAAGGAACUGUUACUGGAGCCCUGCCGCUCACACAAGGAGAAUUUGUGUAGUUUAUUAGAGAUUGGUGUGUUUAUUUUGCAUGUGAAUGUUCUGGUAGCAGCUGCAUUAGGGACUCUGUGUGUACACCUAAAGUCUUAGAAGGAAUUAUCAUUUGUUUGCAAAGUAGCUCAUCUUCAUAUAUAUUAAAAAUUGUGUAGGCAUAUCUCCUGGAGCAACAUUUAGAAUACCUAGACCACUUCCAUCAACAAACCUAUUUGUUCAUUAUACUCAUAGUUUGGAGUCUUCUGUUAACCCAGGUUCUAUAUCCACCGAGACAUGUUCUAUGUCAAACUCGGCGUGGCAGUGUGGACCUCUUGACUUUCUGCAGGUCAGGAAAUGGUAGGUCUCAUGAGGUAUGGCACCUGAGGAAAUCACUAGAAUAAGGGGAUGUCACUAAGAGUUAAUCAUUAAAGGGAUGUCACUCCAGUAAAUGAUCAAAGGGACGUAACUAGAGUUAAGCAUCAAGGGGUCGUCACUGCAGUUAAGCAUUGAGGAGAUGUCACUCGAGAUAAACAUCAAUCUGACAUCACUAGGGUUAAACAAUAAACUGACGUAAUCAGAGUUAAGCAUCAAGGGGAGGCCACUAGAGUUAAGAAUUAGUGAUAUUUCACAGAUGAAGAAACACAAUUGACCUUGACAUCUCAUUUUUGUUGGGAUGCUUGCACUUUGUAUGGAUUUUAGAAAUAACCAUCAUUAUGUGUAUUACUCUCAGUGAGACUGUACUGCUCUUAUUAUUGAGGCUAUAUUACUCUUAUUAGUGAGACUGUUAUUACUCUCACUAGAAAUACUUGUAUUAGUAUCUUUUGGGCUAUUUCUAUUGCUCUGAAUAGUUACUAUGAUGUUACUUCUAUUAAACUCACUAGUGAUAACGUAUAUCUCUCACUACUGGUAAUGUAUUACUAUCAUUUGUUUCAUCUGGCCAACAUUCUGUGAUUUCUCUACCAGACCUCUUGUGUACAGCCAUUUAAAUGGUAGUACAUUGUGUACCAGACUUCUCAUGUACAGCCAUUUAAAUGGCAGUACAUUGUGUACCAGACUUUCUGUGUACAUGCAACCAUUAGAUUUAAGUAGUAGUACAUUGUCAACCAAAACUCCUGUGUACAUGCUACCAAUAGAUUUAAGUAGUAGUUAGUACAUUGUCAACCAAAACUCCUGUGUACAUGCUACCAAUAGAUUUAAGUAGUAGUUAGUACAUUGUCAACCAAAACUCCUGUGUACAUGCAACCAAUAGAUUAGUAGUACUACAUCGUCUACUAAAUAUUUUAUGCAUGGAUAAAAUCUUCCAAGCAAUGAGUUUGAGGUCGCAGACUCUACUCUGUUGCAAUACAUUUAUGUUUGAAUUUAGGCCAAGAGAUGUGUGGUUUUGUUGGUAUAACAAUGUGAAUGUUACCUUGUAUUAGAACACCAGGUAUACUGUUUGUCUGUGCAGGUGUACAUAUUAAAUCCAGGUGGUGCAUGAACAAAAGUGUGUGUAGGUUAUGGAAGAAAGUGUGGGGGGGGGGAGAAGGACCAGUUUUACUUAUUGGGUUAGAUAAAAGACACCUGGAUGAAUUCCUGCUGACGUUUCUCAUAUGUUUUGGUUGUCUUAAGGAAAGGAAGUGAGGGUCCAGGGAGGGUCCGCCACUUAGCACAGUAUUGAUUUGGUUAUUGUUUAUCUAUUGUUUGUUUUAUAUUAAAAAUGACUGGCACUAAGGAACACCAGACCUAGGGCGCCACCUAAGGAACACCAGACCUAGGGCUCCACGUAAGGAACACCAGACCUAGGGCGCCACCUAAGGAACACCAGACCUAGGGCGCCACCUAAGGAACACCAGACCUAGGGCUCCACCUAAGGAACACCAGACCUAGGGCGCCACCUAAGGAACAUCAGACCUAGGGCGCCACCUAAGGAACACCAGACCUAGGGCGCCACCUAAAUGUCGCCUCUGCAUAGCAAUAUUUAUUUUGUGUUAGUUUCUUAGUAGUUUAUCCAACCUUUGAAGUCGUCUCAUGUCUUCAUCUACAAUGUCUUCACUUUUGUCUUACAAAAUAAUCUCUUCACUUUUGUCUUACAAAACAAUUUCAUAAUUUUUGUCUCACAAAACAAUGUCAUCAUUUUUGUCUUUCAAAACAAUGCCAUUACAGCCAUCCACCAACAGAUGCUUCCAAACAGAUCUAGAUAGACACCACACAAACCUAAUUCCACAGACCCUAUAAAAUGUCAACUCAAUGACCCACACACUACAGACUUACCAAACAUUGACACACACCCCGUUGAUCCACACAACACUGACUUAACACACGCACCCCACUGCGCCACACCCCACUGACCCACACCUUCUGUCUCAAUUACUUACAGCCCACUUACCAACUCUCCGCAAACCACCUUGUUGUAUAGGUGGAUGACCUAGAGCUCUCGAGAAUACAACUACAUAUCACU
Molecule: messenger RNA, 5451 nt
Organism: Lymnaea stagnalis (great pond snail)
Lineage: Eukaryota; Metazoa; Mollusca; Gastropoda; Lymnaeidae
Source: the annotation of a GenBank genome assembly